This is a messenger RNA of Ceraceosorus guamensis, 336 nucleotides long. Its product is annotated as winged helix DNA-binding domain-containing protein. Gene Ontology annotation, biological process: regulation of DNA-templated transcription. Gene Ontology annotation, molecular function: sequence-specific DNA binding; DNA-binding transcription factor activity. NCBI's taxonomy places the organism in Eukaryota, Fungi, Basidiomycota, Exobasidiomycetes, Ceraceosorales, Ceraceosoraceae. The record is from RefSeq and is a predicted model, not a curated record. The annotation marks the transcript as partial. The transcript has 3 exons.
AUGGCUCGCAACAACCCUUUUCUUAACAAACUCAGGAGUAUGGUCGAUGACCCCAAAACCAAUGAGCUGAUUAGGUGGUCGGAUGAUGGCGAAUCUUUCUUGGUGCCCAACCAAAAUCGCUUCGAGGAUGAAGUCCUACCGCGGUAUUUUAAGCACAAUCGCUUUCCGAGCUUUGUCCGGCAACUCAACAUGUACGGAUUCCACAAGGUGCCCCAUCUUCAACAGGGUGCUCUCAAGCACGAUUCACCGCAGGUCGCAGAGCUGUGGGAGUUUCGCAACGACCACUUUCACCGCGAUAAGCCAGAGCUGUUGACGCUCAUGAGCCGUAAAAAGGCU